AUGAGAAGCUUCGCCCUGUCGGUCUGGGCCGUCCUGUGGGUCCUGACUCCUGUGUGCUCGGGACGUCUCACGACCACUGAGAAACGCAUCCAAGACGCACGCAUGUUGGCCAGGAGCGCCAUCAUCCGCAUUCAGCAGCUCAACGGCCGGUUCAGACCCUCACCAAACAUAGAAAUCAGUGGACUUAAUUUGAUUCCAGCACCACUCAGAGACAGUGCCCAGGAGAACCUGGGGACCGUGCAUGGGGCGCUGAGCUGUUUUAUUGAGAGCCUCUCCGCUCUCCAGAUAAGUAACACUGGGCAGAUCCAAGCUGAUUUGAAGAACCUCAAAGUCCUGGUCAGAUCCUUGGCAACUUCACACAACUGCCUUGCCUCCAAGUGUGGAACAUCUCGACAACUGAAGAAUUUUCUACGGAGGAACUCUGCUUUUGUUCUCACCAUUAAACACAUUGUUCUGGACAGGCUCCAAAACUACCUCAGUAGGCUGCUCUGGGUAUUGGACAACCCUUUGAGCUGCAUGGGUCCACCCCUGAUUUGA
This is a messenger RNA of Pristis pectinata (smalltooth sawfish), 537 nucleotides long. RefSeq names its product leptin-like. Gene Ontology annotation, cellular component: extracellular region. Lineage: Eukaryota; Metazoa; Chordata; Chondrichthyes; Rhinopristiformes; Pristidae. The record is from RefSeq and is a predicted model, not a curated record. The transcript has 2 exons. Bases 1 to 537 code for a protein of 178 amino acids. Gene Ontology annotation, biological process: signal transduction. Gene Ontology annotation, molecular function: hormone activity.